Messenger RNA from Pogona vitticeps (central bearded dragon), 2580 nucleotides. It is a transcript of the gene TRMT1L, whose product is annotated as tRNA methyltransferase 1L. The record is from RefSeq and is a predicted model, not a curated record. Gene Ontology annotation, cellular component: nucleus. Gene Ontology annotation, molecular function: RNA binding; tRNA (guanine) methyltransferase activity. NCBI's taxonomy places the organism in Eukaryota, Metazoa, Chordata, Lepidosauria, Squamata, Agamidae. Gene Ontology annotation, biological process: tRNA N2-guanine methylation.
CCCAAGCAACGCUCCCGUUCCUCUUGCCGGGGGGAGACUGAGGGGAGGGAGCAGCCGCCGCCUCCUUUUCCCCUUCCUCUCUGCUUCCGUAGGGGAAGAUGGCGGCCGAGGAAGGGAAAGGGCAGCCCCGGUUGUCGCCACCCCCGGAGGAGAAGGGAUGCGCGGAAGACAGGGAGGAGGAGGAGGAGGAAGACGAGCGAGGAGCGGGACUCAAUGGCAUGGGUAUUGCUGUGAAAAUUGUAAGCCCCUGUCCAGAUGUGGAAAUAAUGAAGGAAGAAAUACAAAUCACAGAGGAAGAAACAGAGGAGCAAGAAUCUGUAAAAGAAAGUGACGUACUGGGUGCAUCAUCUGACUGUCUAAGAGCACAAGAGCAGAGGAAAUAUGCACUGAGCAAACCCAAGUUCUCCAGUACAGAGAAACAUGUUUCAAUUCAGAGGACGCUUGCUGAUCUAGAGAAACUGGCUGACUUGAAGGAUAGUUGCCUAAUCUCAACCGUUUCCCAAAAUGCAGACCAUCAAAUGGCAGCUGGCAAGAAGUCUUGUCCCCUAUGUCCGGAAGAGAAGUUCAGAUCCUGUUAUGGUCAUAAGCUGCAUCGGCACCUUCAGAAUCUCCACUGGAAAGUGUCUGUGGAAUUUGAAGGUUACAGGAUGUGUAUCUGUCACUUACCUUGUCGCCCCACGAAACCAAACAUUGCUGGAGACCAGGUAUCUACAAAGAUGGGAGCUCAUUAUCACUGUAUUAUCUGUUCAGCAAUGAUUACUCGAAGGACUGAUAUGAUAGGGCAUAUUAAACGCCAUGUGAAUAAAGGAGAAACCAAAUCCAGAUUUGUUCCAGCCCCUGCUCCAAAAUCUACCUGUGAAGUCUUGAAAGAAGCAGACACAGGUGUGCAAGUCCUUCCUAACUACUCUACACCACAGAAAACAGACUCCUAUUUUAAUCCCAAAAUGAAACUAAACAGGCAGCUCAUAGUCUGUGCCUUAGCCGUUUUAGUUGAGGAACGGAAACCUUUGGAAUGUCUGGAUGCAUUUGGAGCCACAGGCAUAAUGGGGUUACAAUGGGCAAAGCAUCUUGGAAAUUCUGUGAAGGUCACAAUUAAUGACUACAGUGAAAAUUCUGUGACAAUGAUAAGGGAGAACUGUCAAUUAAAUAAGAUGAAAGCAGUAGUGAACUUCAAGGAGGAGGAUGACUGUGAUGAAGCAGUGGAAGAAGGAGAAGAAAACUUGCCUACCAUUGAGGUGACAAAUAUGGAUGCUAAUGUCAUCAUGCACUUGAGAGCAUUUGAUUUUAUCCAUCUUGACCCAUUUGGAUCCUCUGUGAACUAUCUAGAUGCAGCUUUUAGAAAUGUAAGAAAUCUUGGAAUUGUGUCAGUGACGUCAACAGACACCAGUUCCCUCUAUUCAAAGGCCCAGCAUGUGGCACAACGGCACUACGGCUGCAACAUUGUCCGCACUGAGUACUACAGGGAACUGGCUGCUAGGAUGGUAGUUGCUGCUAUAGCAAGAGCUGCUGCUCGAUGUAACAAAGGCAUUGACGUUUUGUUUGCGGUGGCUCUUGAACAUUUUGUUCUAGUGGAGGUGAGAGUAUUGAGAGGACCUUCUCCUGCAGAUGACACUGUCAAGAAAAUUCGGUACUUAAUCCACUGUCAGUGGUGCGAAGAGAGAGUAUUCAAGAAAGAGGGAAACAUGGUAGAAGAAAACCCAUACCGACUGCUCCCAUGCGACUGCUACAGCCGUAUGACAGGCAAGACUGCCGUUGAACUUGGUCCUUUGUGGUCAGGAUCCCUCUUCAACACUGGAUUUCUCAGAAGAAUGUUGUUUGAAGCUGUUCAAUAUGGUUUAGAAGACAUCCAGACACUUCUAAAAACUCUAAUCUGUGAAGCAGAAUGCACAAUUUUCAAGCAGUUUUCCAUCCAUGGACCUAGUAGCCAGAACAAACAAGAAGAGUGUGGUGUGAUUAUUAGGACACCAGAUGCUGCAGCUGACUACUUCAUUGUACAUGGAAAAAGAAAAGGUAAUGAAAUUAGCCAAAAUGGAGCAAAGCGGCAGAAGCUAGAGAAUAAUGCCGAGCAUCCUGCCUUUUAUUAUAAUAUUCACAGACACAGCAUUAAAGGGAUGAAUAUGCCAAAGUUAAAUAAGUUCUUGCAUUACCUCUCUCAAGCUGGCUACCGAGUAAGCCGAACCCAUUUUGAUCCAAUGGGUGUUCGCACGAAUGCCCCUCUGGCACAGUUUAAAUCUAUCCUUGUGAAGUACAGCGCGCCUACAUAUACAGGAGGACAAAGUGAAAGCUCUCUGCAGACUUCUGAGGAUUCCCAGAUAGGGGCAGAAGGUGAUUUUGCAGAAGAAAGCAUUUAAAAUGAUACUUCUUGCAAAAAUUUCUUUAUUGAAUAUUUGUGUUGAGAGUUUAACUGAACCUAGUCUCUCUAGCUGCAGAAUUCUUGUUGUGAUUGCUCAACUAUUGUAACUGCUUAAGGAUAUUUUUGGAAAAACCUCUGAAUAGUCACAUGUUUCAAUUAGCAUCACAAUUCAUUCAUAUAUAUAUGAAGCACUGGGUCAACCAAUAAAGUGUUCCCUUUUGUCAAUA